Messenger RNA from Helianthus annuus (common sunflower), 681 nucleotides. RefSeq lists its product as uncharacterized. Bases 1 to 681 code for a protein of 226 amino acids. The transcript is spliced from 5 exons. The record is from RefSeq and is a predicted model, not a curated record. Lineage: Eukaryota; Viridiplantae; Streptophyta; Magnoliopsida; Asterales; Asteraceae.
AUGUCUUGUGUUGUGGUUGCGACAAUUAAGAUUGUGCAAGAAGAGUAUGGUUGGUUUUAUGUUGCCUGUCGUAAGCGUUUCAAGAAGGUGAUGGGUAAAAGUGAAUACUUGCAGAAUGUUGAGAAUGUUUCAGAUGAUAUUCUUCGAUUGCCUGCGACUUCUUUGGUUUGUAUCAGAUGUCAUACUGAAUGUACAUCGAUCACCACAAAGUUUAAGGUGCAAGUGCGGGUGCAAGAUGAGAGUGGUAGUGUUUCUUUUGUUAUGUUUGAUAGAGAUGUUCAGAAGCUUCUUGGAUUAGCUGCGAGUGACAUAAGAGAGAGGCAGAGGGCUGCUUUUAAGAUUGAUGUUUCAGAGUUCAAUCUUAAUAAUGACUAUCGUGUUUAUACUGUGCAAAAAACAACUGAUGAUCCAGUAAUAAUUGCUGAGUUGGUUAGUGGAGAUGGUAAUGGUGAUGAAAAUACUGAUGAGGUUACUCAAGAGGUAGCUGACGUUAAAGACGUUAACCUUUCAGACUCUUCUCAGGUGUCUGUUGAACGAACUUCAAGGCCGUUGAAGUUGAAAAGGAUUCUGGAUCGUCCCAAUGGAAAGCGGAUGGCUCAAGAUCCUGAUGUUGCCAACGUUGGUGAGCUAUCCACUAAUGUGAGAAGAACCCGGAAGAAGCUGACUAAGGUUAACAAUUAG